Messenger RNA from Mobula hypostoma (lesser devil ray), 4104 nucleotides. It is a transcript of the gene trim44, whose product is annotated as tripartite motif containing 44. The record is from RefSeq and is a predicted model, not a curated record. NCBI's taxonomy places the organism in Eukaryota, Metazoa, Chordata, Chondrichthyes, Myliobatiformes, Myliobatidae. Bases 569 to 1396 code for a protein of 275 amino acids. Gene Ontology annotation, molecular function: zinc ion binding. The transcript is spliced from 6 exons.
CAGAAGGGCGAGUGGAACAGACCACAGGCCUUGGGGAUCAGCUAUUUGAUCUUAAAUGUUUGGUUAAUAAAUACUUGGGGUGUGGAGUUACCCACUCAGAAGAGAUUGCAUUCUAUGCAUAUUAGAUGUAGCUGAAUUUAAAACUUGGUGUUUUUCAAGCAGGGCAUUUGCCCCUUGCAUUGAGAAACCAGCUCGCAGCCAAACCAGGAAGUUGUGCGAACGUAUUUUUUUUAGGAAGCGGGGUGCGCGAUGUCAACCUUUCCGCUUCCUGCGGAGGUUAAACCUGGACAAAAGUCAAAAUGAUUCACAGCAAACCUUCUGCCGGGACCGAAGAAAGGCUUUAACCGGAGGCCAGGGAGCGGGAAGAGCAGGAGGAUUUCCAUUUUGUUUUGCCCGCCGAGUCCUUCCAUCUCGAUACAUUGUUUCCAGUAUCAAUUUGUUUCUCCGUCGCAGUUUGGGCGCCGGCUGCUGCGAUUCGAUACUUUGUUGCACACUCUCCAGUACCGAGCUGCGGCCACAAGAGGCUACAUCCGAUAGCUGAGGCCCGGGACGGGACGGGACGGGACCGAUGGCGAGUAGCAGCGGCCCGAAGGGCGCAGACGAGCCCGCCCCGGACGGCCUGUGCGACGUGUGCGAGCCGGACGAGGCGCAGCCCGCACUCAAGGUGUGCGACACCUGCAACCUGUCCUUCUGCCAGAGCCAUGCCCAGCAGCACGACGAGAAAACUGACCAGCAGCACCACCAGCUCCGGGACUAUCAGAAGGCCCCGCCGGAAGAGGCUCAGCCGCAGCCCCAGCCCCCGCCGGCCGAAGACGACGCGAGCCGGGGCGAAAGGAGAAAAUGCGUGGAUCACGGCCAGGAGGUCACACUCUACUGCAAAGACGACGAGAAGAUCAUCUGCGUGCUGUGUGCCGUGGGCCCCCACAGUCAGCACCAGCUCAUUACACUGGACGAAGCCUACUUGGCCGUGAGAAGCAGACCUCCUGCUGACUUGAAUGGUGCCAUGUCGGAGAUGGUGGAGCGAUUGAAGGCAAAAUGGGCCGACCCAAAUGUAACUCAAGGCCAAAUGGCAGACUGUAUUAAGCAGGAAUUUGCUAAGAUGAGGAAGAUGUUGUUUGAGGAGGAACGAAGGGCCCUUCACCUGGUGGACCUACAGGAGGCGGUGGCUACUGCACACGUCGCUGAGGUAAUCGCGGAGAUUAAUGUCACCAUGGAGAAACUUACAGAGGAGAUGCAGGAGCUCACAAGGCAGUUGGACACCUUCAAUCAGCUGGCACUGUUGAAACCAAAGGAUAUUGAAGAUAAACUCAGGGGAAUAUCCCACCGAGAUGACUCGCCUCCUCCAGGCAACAGUGGAGGUUCUGGAGGGCCUUCAAGUGCAAAUGGACCUUGGUGAAGUUAACAAGAUUUUGAUAUUCCAACUGCCUUUUACCGCUAUUGUAAAGAAGAGUUUUGGAUUUAAUCAAUGUACUUUUAAACUUGUAAUGAAUAUUGAACUUUGAAACCUGUGAACUAAUGAGGAAGGUUGUUAAUUUCUGAAUGCGGCUGGAAAUAAGUGGACAACCUGAAGGUCAGCAGAGAGAGAGACGGCAGUUGUCAGAUGUGAAAACUGAAUGCAGAACCAGGCACAAGGUGUGACCCAGACUAUUGCAAUGGAGCUAAAACAGAUAAUUGAAACUGGAGAUAUUCAAAUUAUAAACAGAUCAUGAAUUUAUUUUUACAAUUUCUUAUUUUAAUAGUCAUUUUCUGACAAUGUGGGAAGUGCCCACUUUCCUCUGUGUGUGUUUAGGCCAGCUUGGUUGGUCAACAUAUGUGGAAGAACCAUAUGUCUAAUCAAUGUACUUUAAUUAAGAAUCACACAUCCUCCAGGACAACUCAAGAAAACUGUCGAAGUGGUAGGAAGGAAACAAAUUGUCUUCUUUUAAGUAAGGAAAUACAUAGGAAUUUAAAUUUUAAAGCAUUUGUAGGAGCUGCUUGAAUUGAUUUACAUUAUGUAUCUAUAAUGACAUUUUUUGAGAGGUUAGGAGAUAUCCCUGCUGGACCCUCCCUGCAUAGAACCCUGGUUUUAAUGCUUUUGUUUAUCAGCUGUGAAAAAUGUAGGUGCCCAGCAUGGAAAGAUUAGCAGUCACUUCAUCUGUUUUCCUGGGAAUGGUUGGUCAUACCAGAGAAUUACUUGCAGUGGUGCGCAUGAAGUGAAUGAACCUGGAAUAUCUUCCAACGGAAAUGGAGAUCCCAGCAUCAACAGGAGGCUGCACAGUCAAGAAGACUCUUUCUCACAGGAGCUGCACCCUCACAAACCUCAAAGGGUUUAAUCUGGGACUGUUCUCGUUCUACAACCCACACACUCCUACACUCAACUUUACUACCUUUCUGGAUCUCAGGGGGCACCUUAUUUGCCAAGUGAAGCAACCAGUCCGGGAAGAAGGAUGGUUGAGGCUCACAGUGCAAAAGGGUGCUUCAUUUCCUUUUUUGCUGACAAAAGUAAAAGUCGGGAGAAUUCACCUUAACAACAGUUGGAUCAAUCUCAGGCAAAAUCAAAAUUGCCCAGAUGUAUGCAAAAUAUCAAGAUGUUUCUGAAAGUUGCUUCAAUCUGACAGGCCUGCUUUGCAGACCAGUAAGAGCUAGGGAAAAUAUCCGGAGAAGGGUUCACAUUUACUACAGGGCUGGGAGCACCACAGGGAGCUGGAAAACAGGGAAGUGAAGGGAGAGGCUCGCUAAUUUCCUGGCUUCCCUCAUUGAGGUGCAUGGUCUGCUGAACCGGGCCAGUGAGAUCAGAGUGGGAAGUGGCUGGGGUUAGAGGUUUUUACAGUACACUUCCUCCCUGAAGAAUGGCACCAGUCGGCUGGCACGGGUGAGUUACCCCCUGCACAAUCAAACCCCUGUAGACUAAACCCUCCACUCCACCAGAGACUUUACAGACUCCCUUUACCCCAGAGGUGAAAAGGGACGUGGGAGUCCUUGUGCAGGAUUUCCCUAUUUCCAUGGUAGUAGGCAGCCGUCGAUUCCAGGGGAUCAUGGGCUUGCGCCUCUGGUGGACUGUGUCCUCUCCUGGGUGCAAGCCUGGGCGGGAAGAUUUGAAGAACCGGCUGUUGUCCAUGCAGUGGGUUCCCUCUCUCCACGUCACUGAUGUAGUCCAAGGGAAGGGCAAGUGCUGAUACAGCUUGGCACCAGUGUCAUCGCAGAGGUUGCCAGAGUGAAGUUGUGUAGUGCAGUGGUCCCCAACCACUGGGCCGCAAAGCAUGUGCUACCGGGCCGCGGGGAAACAAUAUGGUAUGGCGAUAUGAAACGAUAUGAGUCAGCUGCACUUUUCCUCAUUCCCUGUCAUGCACUGUUGAACUUGAACACCACCCCCUGUUGGCCGCCGGUCUGCAAGAAUAUUGUCAAUAUUAAACUGGCCCGCGGUGCAAAAAAGGUUGGGGACCCCUGGUAUAGUGGUUAGUGCAACACUAUUACAGCUGAGGGUAUCAGUGUCUGGAGCUCAAUCCCAGUGUCCUCUGUAAGAAGGGUCUAUACGUCCUCUAUGGAAUGCAUGGGUUUUCUCUGGGUCCUCCGGUUCCUUCCUACAGUCUAAAGACACACCAGGUAGGUUAAUUAGUCAUUGUAAAUUGUCCCGUAAUUAGGUUAGGGUUAAAUAGAGGUUGACCAAGCAGAAUUCAAAACGGACCCAAGGAAGUCACAGACUGUGGUGUUAAACCUCCACAGCAUGUGGGAAGCCUCAAGACCUCUGGGUUUCUCAACACUGUCACAUGUAUAUGUAGCCUACCCCCGUGAACACCAAGACCUGAUAUCAGAGCACAGUCACUGAUCCCAACCCCUUGUGUUUGUUCAUGAGAUGGACCCAUUAAUCUGGUGCCAUCCCCUGCACAAUAGAAAUGAAAGCAGCUAUGUAUAAUGCAAGUUUCCUUUCAAAAGGAAUUCUGGUUGAUUCGACAGUCCUAAUUACUCUGACACAGAGCAGGAAACUGCUGGAAGGAGUGUUUCGUGGGCUGAAUGGAGCUGUGGUCUGUACAACCGGAAAGGAAUCACAGAUGUAAAUAGCCAUCAUUAGAGCCAUUGUCUGUAAUAUUCAUAUUGAAACAUGUAUUUUUCUUGUUCUCGCCUCUA